CUCAUUCACCCACAUUUUCAACAGCUCACCUUCUAGAGCUUUCCAAGGCCCAAACAACCUGCAAAAGAUCACAUCAUCUCCCACAAGAUAAAAACCCUAGCUCCUCAAUCCAACUCACCAAUCCUCAUAGGCCGCGUGUCGUGCAAACACCACCCUCUCCACUACUCUCCUCUUCAACUGAUCCUCCCAUGCACGUAUAACAACCAAAACCCUAAUACUCUCUCUCUCUCUCUCUCUCUCUCUCUCUCUCUCUCUCUUCCUCCCUCCCAAAAUGAAGACCGAACUUAAGGGAACCCGUACCUCCAUCUCCUUCCCAAACUCUACCCUCUUCAACAACACCCAAGGCUCUCUUUCUGGUGCCUUAAAAGGUUGUUUAGGCAGCCUUGAUGGAGCUUGUGUUGAAAAGCUUCUCCUCCACUGCGCCAGUGCCCUCGAGACCAACGAAGUAACCCUAGCUCAACAAGUUAUGUGGGUCCUCAACAACGUCGCAUCUUCACUUGGCGACCCUAACCAAAGGCUCACCUCAUGGUUCCUAAGGGCACUCAUCACCCGAGCUUCUAGGGUUUGCCCCACUGCAAUGGGCUUCCAUUCCACUGCCACCCUUCAAAGCACUAGGAUUCGAUCCAUGUCUGUGACCGAGCUCGCAGGCUACGUUGAUCUAAUUCCAUGGCACAGGUUCGGAUUCUGCGCAUCCAAUAGCACCAUCUACAAUGCAAUUCAAGGGCACUCAAAGGUACAUAUCCUAGACUUUAGUAUCACUCAUUGCAUGCAAUGGCCCACUCUCAUCGAUGCCCUUGCCAAGAGACCUGAAGGCCCACCCUCUCUCCGGAUCACGGUCCCUUCCACUAGGCCGUCGGUCCCACCCUUGCUCAAUGUCUCGAAUGAAGAAGUAAGUCUACGUCUAGCCAAUUUCGCUAAAUCAAGGGACGUCCCGUUCAAGUUCCAUGUGAUCGAGGGUCCAUCUACCAAUCCUACUGAUGUUUUAUCAGUGCCCUCCAUAUUUCAUCAUGAAUUUCUCUUAACCCAGCUGAAUCCUUCAUUCUUAGACCUCAAGGAUGAUGAAAUCUUAAUAGUCAAUUGCCAGAACUGGCUACGCUACUUGCCUGACGAUCCAGGGGGGAGCACCCAAGACCUAUCACUGAAAGAUGGGUUUCUGGAAAUGAUCAAUGGUCUCAAUCCUCACAUGAUUGUAGUGGUCGAUGAGGACUCCGACUUGGAUUCUCCGACCCUCACGUCGAGGAUCACUGCAUGUUUCAACUACUUAUGGAUACCGUUCGAUGCACUAGAGACUUUGUUGCCCAAAGAUAAUCACCAGAGGAUGGAAUAUGAGGCUGAUGUGGGCCACAAAAUUGAGAACAUGAUAGCCUUUGACGGGCUGCAAAGGAUAGAGAGGUUGGAAUCCAGCAAUAGGUUGGUGCAACGUAUGAACAAGGCCCAUUUCAGGACUGUCCCUUUUGGUGAAGAGACUAUGAAGGAGGUGAAGUUCUUGCUAGAUGAACAUGCUAGUGGUUGGGGUAUGAAGAAGGAUGAUGAAACGUUGGUCCUAACAUGGAAGGGGCACAAUUCAGUCUUUGCUACAGCUUGGGUCCCUUGCAGGUUUGUUGAUCCAGACCGUUGAUUCGAUUAUCCAUGCUAUGGAUGGGAGAUGGCCCAAAAAGAUUCCAUAUUGGAUCAUCCGAACCCUCAAUCAACAGAAAAGAAACCAAUGGUUAAAAUAUAAAGCAAAAAUGGCGUGGAAAAAAAGGUGAAAGAUCGGACGGCUAGGAUCUUCCUGCAUGGGACAUUUUGGUGCCGAGUGCAUCGACACUGCUGCCGAUUGGACCACUGAUUAGGAUGAUCGACCCAUGGGCCUCACUUGUGUAUUUAGGGUGUGAAAUGUAAAUUACUGGUUGUUGAGGGGUUGUAUGGUCCAGAUGGAGGAAGAGCGUGACAAAAUAGGGUUGCUUUUUCUCAUUGGCAAAAGGCUGCAAAGUGGGCCCAAGACAAGAAGGAGAAAUGGGAAGGUUUCGUAGAAUAAGUUCAGCCUCACUACUGUUGUAGCAGAGGGAGGAAGUGUACAUAAUUGUUUGUAUAUGGCACAAUACCGUUCUCUUUUUGUUUGUUUCUCUUUGCAUUUUUCAGCUGUGGUAUGAAGCUGCUCAUGGUAAUUAGUAGCUGAAUCCAGUUCAAGCUAGGGCCAA
Molecule: messenger RNA, 2180 nt
Organism: Magnolia sinica
Lineage: Eukaryota; Viridiplantae; Streptophyta; Magnoliopsida; Magnoliales; Magnoliaceae
Product: scarecrow-like protein 32
Exons: 1
Coding region: 272-1618 (448 amino acids)
Biological process (GO): regulation of DNA-templated transcription
Cellular component (GO): nucleus
Molecular function (GO): sequence-specific DNA binding; DNA-binding transcription factor activity
Source: RefSeq, a predicted model, not a curated record